Messenger RNA from Clonostachys rhizophaga, 1728 nucleotides. Lineage: Eukaryota; Fungi; Ascomycota; Sordariomycetes; Hypocreales; Bionectriaceae. The record is from the annotation of a GenBank genome assembly.
AUGGCCUUUUUGAAACUUCUCCCCUUCAUAACUGUUGUACUUGUCGGUACUGGCAGAGCUUGGGGCACCACUCUAGACUCAAGCGACCUCGUUGCACGGGUUGACCUCAGAAAUGCCGUUGGUACUGAGCAUAUCGUGCAGCCUCGUUACAAUGAAGCUUCUGUCACCGUUCGUGCUGAAGAAGGCGACACUGCUGUGGGAAAUAAAGCCUAUGUGUUGAGGAGAGAACGCGACCAGAGUUACAACCAGAGAAGCCCUAGGGCCUCUAACAGCCUCAGAGCUACACUGAGAGUUAUCUCGAAACCCAAGAGCAAGAUCACGAAAAAUCCCAAGCCCAAGCUUGCGUUGAAGCCCCAACCCAAGACCGGAAAAGCUGCCCCUAAGCCCAAGCACGGCAUUUCCAAAGCCGGGUUGAAGCACAAACCUAAGGUUCAGAACACCUCUGCUAAGCCAAAGCUCAAGACUCAAAGUGCCGCUGUCAGACACAAACCAAAGGCCCCCACAGCUCCAGCGCCGCCUAAGCAUAAGAGCACGAAAGCUUCUGGAAUUCACAAACACAAAACUCAAAACUCCGCUGCCAAGCGCAGGCCCAAGGUUCAGAACACCGCUACCAAGCAAAAGCCAAAGGCCCCUAAAGCCUCAACACCGCCUAAGUAUAAGAGCACGAAAGCUUCUGGAUUUCAAAAGCACAAGAAUCAUCAUGCUCCUAGCAAGCACAAGCCCAAAGUUCAGAAUUUCGCUACCAGACACAAGCCAAAGGUUCACAAUGCCGCUGCCAAGCACAAGCCCAAGGUUUCCAAGCCUUCAGCCCCGCUUAAGCAUAAGAAUUCUGAGGGUUUUAGAAAGCAUAAGCCUAAGGCUCAGAAAGUUGUAGCAAAGCACCGUAAUAAGGCUCAUACGGUUCAUUCCAAGAAAACGACCAAGGCCGCACCGCACCGCAAACCUAAGCCUCACAAGGUUGCUACCAAGCAGAACAUUAAGGCUCACAAGGCUGUAGCAUGGCCUAAACACCAACCCGGCAAACAAUCUGCGAACAAUAGGUCUAAGGCCCCUAAACAACACAAGCCAAAAAGUACUAAGGUCGCCCCAACGCCCCAACGCAAAGUUGCCAAGACCAGCAAGCCGAAUCAACGUAAUAAGCCUAAAACUGCGCCUGGGGGGAAGGGUCCCAUCUGUCGGCGAGGACCCGGUGAAAGCUGUGGCAACCAGCGUUCCGCAAGCCCGGAUAGAGCAUCGACUUCCAGCUCGGAAGGCGGGGUAGUUGAUCUCAAAGAUGUGAGCAUCGUCGGACCUAACCUCCUUGCAGGUGACAGUUCUCGAAAUAGACGAACGGGCGCCGACCCGGAUGAUAUAUCACCAUCUACAUAUAACUACCUGGGUCGAGUUGGGGACUUGCAUGCUAAUACGGCUCUCCAAGGUCGGCUUGGAUAUCAAGGCGUGCCUGGCCCUGGUGCAAUUGUCAACAGUAAUCCUCCUUCGUCGCAUUCCAGUUCUAGUUCGCAGUCGGGUAGUCCGCAUGUCAAUGCGCAAACUCCUUCUUCUAAUAAAAAUCAAGCAUCCUCUGAUGUCAAGCCUAAUACGCCAGUUGGCAGUUCUUCGAAACCCAACACGGGUACGACAGCAGCUGGUGGCGUUAGAGGAAAUGUGGGGGAGGAGGGGAAAUCUUUUCUUCACUCGGAUUCUGAGGAGGAUUUGACUCACUUUAACUCGGGGUCUGAAUCGGAAUAG